GCAAAUGUUUCCAAUCGACGUUAUUUUGAGUGAGGACUGGAGGAAAUUUCGUGGAUUCGCUCUCUGGCAAUAACCAGUUUUAUACUUUUUCUGCAUCACCGUGCAGAAUACAAUGGCUGCCCCAGGGCCUAACAAGGACAACAUCAGAGCUGGGUGCAAGAAAUGUGGAUAUCCGGGCCACUUAACGUUUGAGUGCCGAAACUUUGUCAGAGUUGACCCUCAGAAAGACAUUGUUCUGGAUGUAAGCAGCACCAGCAGUGAGGAGAGUGAAGACGACAUGCCUGCAGCUCAGCGCAAUGAGAAGCUGGGGCGAAGUGGCCAGCAUCGUAGAGGUUCCCAUGAUGAUGACAAUGAUGGCAGAAAAGAGAGACAUAAACAGAAGAAGAGCAGAGAUAGAAAGUCAAGAAAGAGAUCUGUUUCAUCAUCAAGUGAUGAGGAGACCACAAAGAAGAAAAAGAAACGCAGCAGGUCCUACUCCUCAUCUGAUAAAGAGGAGAAGAAGAAAAAGAAACUGAGAAGCCACAAGAAGAAAAGCAAGAAGAACAAAAAGGAGCACGGGAAGCAUCACAAGAAGAGACCUAAGAACAGAAAACACCAAUCAUCCUCUUCUUCUUCUUCCAGCUCAAGUGAAUCAUCAGAUAGUGACUGAGACAACUUGGCUGUGCAGUGUCUGGAGGUCCAACAUAUUUAUUCUUUGGUGUUUUGCAGACAUUGUGCAAAUAGGGCACUCAAGCUGUAAAAAAGAGUCCAACGCAGAAAGAGGGACUUGAAUACACACACUGAGUACACUGUAACCUGCAGAUAAUAGUUUUUCACUGGCACAAGUAGCAACAUCAUGCAAAUGAAAAAAAAAAUCUGUUUGUGGCUCUCUGAAGCAUUUUGGAAAUAUGUACAAAGCCAGGGAACAUGGUCUUAUAUAUUUUUUUUGUCUUGGUCACACUCCAGGGUUAAUUUCAGUACAGACCUGCUGUCAUUUCAUAUUUGACAGUGUUUGUGCAGAGGAAUCUUCAGUGACAUGGUGCAGUGUCAUACAUAUUACUAAAUAUCAGUGUAAGGUUUCUCAAAUCCAAUCAAGACAUUUAAGGAAAAUGACCACAUAUUGUCAGUGUAAUAGAUUCCUGUAAUAAGUCAAGCUGACUUUGCUAGUGUCUUGGCUAACAUAAUGGCAACUAUUAACAACAAUUGGACCAUUUCUUUGUGAUUACUACUAGUUGGCAGCAGUUAAACCACUGACUUACAUCAGUUGACAAUAAUAGAGCCUUUGUCGUCUUUAUGCAUAGAGUUGUUUAAAUGUUUAGAGUGUACUUUUGCUCAGAUGGCUUUAUAGUACAAUGAAACUCCUGGAGCUUCCUGCUAAGACAAUGUGGCUGCUCGUAACGUGAAUUAAUUUUCUCAUUUAACCAACCAUAUCUUGUUGGGACAUUUUCAUUCCAAAGCAUUUAUGUGUGGACAUUUUGGGAACUGUAAUUAACUGAGCCUCUUUAUACAGCUUGUUAAUUUCCUAUUUGCCAUUUACUAUAGCUUCAGUCUGCCUUUGUUUGGUCUUCGCCAGUCAAUGUUCUAUUAUUACAAUAAAUAUAUAUUUGUAUCAA
Seriola dumerili (greater amberjack) is the source of this 1592-nucleotide messenger RNA. RefSeq names its product SREK1 interacting protein 1 (gene srek1ip1). The transcript is spliced from 5 exons. The record is from RefSeq and is a predicted model, not a curated record. Gene Ontology annotation, molecular function: nucleic acid binding; zinc ion binding. The coding region runs from base 113 to 649 and encodes 178 amino acids. NCBI's taxonomy places the organism in Eukaryota, Metazoa, Chordata, Actinopteri, Carangiformes, Carangidae.